This is a messenger RNA of Ailuropoda melanoleuca (giant panda), 6210 nucleotides long. It is a transcript of the gene DOK1, whose product is annotated as docking protein 1. Gene Ontology annotation, cellular component: cytoplasm. The record is from RefSeq and is a predicted model, not a curated record. The transcript is spliced from 5 exons. The coding region runs from base 607 to 2055 and encodes 482 amino acids. Lineage: Eukaryota; Metazoa; Chordata; Mammalia; Carnivora; Ursidae. Gene Ontology annotation, biological process: positive regulation of MAPK cascade; cell surface receptor protein tyrosine kinase signaling pathway; Ras protein signal transduction.
CGGUCAGGGAGCUGGACACACAAGAGGCCACGGGGCCGCGGACCGGCCCAGGCGGCGGCCCCGAGGGCGGCGGGAGGCCGCGGCUUAGCUCCGGGCUCCGGGAAGCCUUCCAGUCCCCAGACCCUAGCCCUUCCCCCACGUCCCGGGCUCCGCGGAGUGUAAACAGCCGAACUCCAGCCGGGCUAGGGGAGGGUCCGGCCAGGAGAAAUGAGGCGAUGAAGACCCGCAGAGUCCCUCCGGUGCCCCAGGGUCCCCACUGGCAUUUUCGGGGUGACGUCACGGCCUUCAAUCUGAUGUCACGUUGAGCCUGUGACGUCCUACACAGCCCAUAAGCCCAGGCGCCAGAACCCUCUGGCCGAAACCUCGAAGUUUCCUCUGGUGGAGCCACUUGUGAACGUCCUAGGCCUGUGGGUAGGGGUCUGAAGGUGGGGCACCGCCCAACUUAUCUGGGGACCCCCUCCCCUUUCUUUUUGCUGCUCUCGUUGCUCCCCCUUCGCGGUCCGCGGAGGCGGGGGGGGGGCGGGAACGCCUCCGGGAGCCCGGCCCCGCCCCCGCCCCGCCCCUAGCCCUCAGGGCCAGGAAGCGCGGAAGGAACUGCCGGGGGCCAUGGACGGAGCUGUGAUGGAGGGGCCGCUCUUUUUGCAAAGUCAGCGUUUCGGUACCAAGAGGUGGAGGAAGACCUGGGCGGUACUCUAUCCUGCCAGUCCCCACGGCGUAGCGCGGCUCGAGUUCUUUGACCACAAGGAGUCGAGCUCUGGAGGGGGCCGAGGGGGCUCGCGCCGCCUGGACUGCAAGGUGAUCCGUCUGGCGGAGUGUGUGAGCGUGGUCCCCGUGGCUUUGGAGAGCCCCCCUGAGCCUGGCGCCGCAGCUUUCCGCCUGGACACCGCGCAGCGCUCCCACCUGUUGGCGGCAGACGCGCCGUCCAGCGCCGCCUGGGUGCAAACACUGUGCCGAAAUGCCUUUCCGAAAGGUAGCUGGGCUCUGGCGCCUGCGGAGAACUCACCCAAGCUUUCUGCCCUGGAGAUGCUGGAGAACUCGCUGUAUAGCCCCACCUGGGAAGGAUCCCAGUUCUGGGUAACGGUGCAGAGGACCGAAGCCGCUGAGCGCUGUGGCCUGCAUGGCUCCUAUGUGCUGAGGGUGGAGGCUGAGAGGCUCACUCUCCUGACCGUAGGGGCCCAGAGUCAGAUACUGGAGCCACUCCUUUUCUGGCCUUACACUCUGUUGCGCCGCUAUGGCCGGGACAAGGUCAUGUUCUCUUUUGAGGCUGGUCGCCGCUGCCCUUCAGGCCCUGGAACCUUCACCUUCCAGACAUCGCAGGGGAAUGACAUCUUUCAGGCAGUUGAGACUGCUAUUCACCGGCAGAAGGCCCAGGGAAAGGAUGGUCAAGGGCAGGAUAGUCUCAAAGCCGAUUCCCAUGAAGAAGUGGCAGAGAGGAAGUCGGCAUCCCUGCCUGGCCCUCAGGAGCUCCUGGGUUGCCCUCCUGCCCUGUAUGCUGAACCCUUAGACUCCUUGCGCAUUCCUCCAGGCCCUUCCCAGGAUUCCUUAUACUCAGACCCCCUGGACAGCACCCCUGCUCAGGCAGGGGAGAGAGUACAAUUCAAGAAACCUCUUUAUUGCGACUUGUACGAGCAUGUGCAGCAGCAGUUGCUGAAGGCCAAGCUGACGGACCCCAAAGAGGAUCCCAUCUAUGAUGAACCUGAGGGUCUAGCCCCAGCUGCUCUCCGAGGCCUUUACGAUCUGCCUCAGGAGCCCAGGGAUGCGUGGUGGUGCCAGGCUCGGGUGAAGGAGGAGGGCUAUGAGCUCCCCUACAACCCUGCCACUGAUGACUACGCUGUGCCACCUCCUCGGAGCACAAAGCCCCUCCCAGCUCCCAAGCCCCGGGGCUUGGCCUUCUCUGAACUUGGAGCUGCAGCUGGUGGUGGCAGCAAAGGCCGCAGCUCAGACACUGUCCUGUACAGCCAGGUCCAGAAGAGCAGUGCCUCAGGGAGCUGGGAAUGUGAGCUGUCUAGAGCAGGUGCUGACAGGACCGGGGUCAAGUCAGAGGGCUCCACAUGAGAGGUAGAGCAAGGCUGGGGUUGCUGAUAGGACCACCACGGGGAGGUGGCACUGGGGAUCAAAGAAACCUAUUAGAACCUGCAGAUCCUCCAGAGGGCUGGAGGAUCCUGUGUAAGCCAGCCCAGGGGACCGGAGGGAUCAGGGGAGUCAAGGGAAGGAUGAUUAAUCUCCAGAAGUCUUAGAAGUGGGAGAGAUGGCAGGGGUGAGGGAUGGGACCUGGGAGAGACCAGCACCCCAAGUCACCCUCCGAAAAGGAAUGGACAGCUGCUAGACCAGGUCUAUGAAAAGGGGUGCUUAGUCUGAGUUGGUGCAGUUUGAGGGGACUGCAUGGAGGCUCUAGGGUGAUGCUGGACUGUGCCUGGAUUCUCACCCCUGCAUUGUUCUUUGCCAGAGACCUAGAUUUUAAGAAGUUUAUUCUCAUUAAAGUCAGCUUGGGUUUAAGAGGUCUAUGUGUGUGAACAGUCACAGAGGGGACAUGGCGGCAGGGUGUGCUGGGUGGGUGUGGAGGGGGUCAGGAGAAUGUAUUGGGGGCCGCAGAAGGAGGAAGGGGUCCAGGGAGGUGAGUUGAGCAGUGUGGUGGGUGAGAGCCUGGGUGGUCCAGUCAGGCCCACUUGGGCUUGAGCCUGUCUCUGGGAUGCUGGGCGAGUUGUAUAACAUCUGUAACCCUCAGUUUUCCUCAAUGCCCCUCUGUAAAAUGGGAAAACCCAGCACCAGACUCUACUUCACAGGGUUGUGUGAAAGGAGUUAAGUUUCUCAAAUACUUAGUGCAGUCCGAAGCAGAGAUUAAGCAUUUUAUAAAUGGUAGUUAUUCUGUGGAUGGAGAGGGCCAACAGAAAAGUGGACAGGCUCGGAGAGAAGAGAAUAGGAAGGGAAUAGGUCUUUUUCACACCAUCUUUCCCUCCUGUUCUCAGCUAUAUGACACCACCUGCCCCAAUACACACAAAUACACACGUGCACACACACACUUUACCUGUAGGUACUCAAGCACCAACCAUUUUUCUAUUGGAGGGUUGAAGGGAACUGCUCUGUGGUGGCUAUAGUGGGAAGAGCAUAGCUUUGGAAUGAGGCUUAAAUUUCCAUAGUACUUAUUUUUCAAGAGCUCUGAAAACCUUGUCCUAGUCUCUUGAGGUCCAGUUUCCCAAAGGUGACCUGACCUCAUCUACUUGCUUACAGGGAACUGCAAGGAGAAAUUCGGGGUUGGGAUUGCUCCUAACAAUGGUGGAGACUUACUGGGUAUUUAAUCUUCAUCUGUGUUAAUGGUAUCAAAUGAUCCAAAAGAAAAUGAGCUCCUGUUUGGAGAAGGAAAAAGUUCAGCUGUGUCUCUUCUGGGCCUGGGUGGUGGGGGUGGGGGCGGUAGCAGCACUGAAGACAGAGGAGGGGAAGGCUCUGUUUCCCAGUCACCUGGAGCUCACAGAGGCUCAAGUGGACAGAAGGCAAGUGUGACCACAGAAAGCCAUUCACUGUAUGAGCCUUAGUAUAGAUGUGGUUGAGCAGGGCAGCAGGGCUCUGGCGCUGGGGACUCAGGGCCCUGAGGGAUACUCCUCCUCUUUCUCCUCCCUCGCUUCCUCCCUGGAAGGCCAGAAGAAGGCUUCUGAGGAAGACUCGCGGGCUGCUGGCAUCUGGGGGGCUCUGCCAGGGGUUGGAGUCAUAGGCAGGGGGGCCACUGUGGCUCGAACUCGGUUUGUCUGGAACUGCCCAGCCUGCAAAGAAAGCAAGCAGACUUCUCUGAAGCCCAGACCACAGUUCCUGAUCUCUCCUGUUCCCUGUUGGGCCUCCUGUCUUAACUCCUUCAUGUGUUCCAUCCCUUGAGUGACAGCCUCAAGGCCCAGGGCAGUGGAGUCCCCUGGGCUUGUCUUCCUGGUUGAGUGUCUCUCCUCUGUUAGCCUGCCCACCAGCUAGCUUGUGGUGGGCUCUGUUCUCAUCUCUAGAUUGAUUGUAAUUUGGAAAGAUCUUUCUCUUGUAACUUCAGCUAAGGCAAAGCAGGAGUUUCUAAAGGCUCUGUUACUGAGAAACUAGGAAAAGAUUAAUAGGGACAAAGGGAAAUAUCAUAGAAUAUGAAUUUCAUAAAAAUAACUCCACUCUCAAUUCCUUUUCUCUCUUUAACCCUUGUUGCUAAAGCUCUGACUCCAGUUGACUAACUUGGGUCAGCCUCCUUUUCCUCAUCUGUACAAUGAGUAUUAACACUUACCUUGCAGGGACGCUGUGAGGAUUAAAUGAGAAAGACACAUGUGAAAGCCCUUGUCACAAAACCUGACAAAUGGCUGGUGUUCAGUAAAUGCUAAUUUCCUUCCCUCUGGACAUUUCUUUUUCCACCUUCCAUUUAGCCUUUUCUUUAAACAGAAGCUGUGGUCUCAGUGCUGUCAGUUUGCUUAGUGGGCCAAUGGUCUGUUAAAUGACUAAUGAGUUAUCAUAAGUGCUACAGUUAAGAUACCUAAAUAUUACCAUAUGUAAACGUCCAGUGCCAGGGCAGAAAAGCGUCCCUACCAGGCAGGGGUUGUAAUUUCCUUUGUCUAGGGAAAAGAGCUGUUCUUUUUCUUCUUCCCCUGUUGGCUUGGUUUUCCCCUCCACCAGGGGAGAUCCAGGGAAGAGGGCUACUCCCUUGGUUGCGGGGAGAGGGGAAUUGGGGACAGGGUAGGAGGGCUCUCUUGGAUUCUGGGCAUAAUGGGAAGGAAGGGGAGUAGGGAGGGAGCUGUACCUUUCUCAGGGCCCGGCUCUCUGAGCUUGGGUGGAGCCGGCCCUGAGGCUUGAUAAAGGUGCUGCUCAGGUGUGAGUACAGGUGACUCCAAGCCUGCAAGGGGUUGUAGGUGGGCUCUAGUUCCAGGCUGUCCAGCACGCUCUGAGGAAGAGAGAAGAGGAGCCUUACCCAGGGAACCUGUGGUCACAGAACACAAGAUGUGAGGCAGAGUAUGAGAGGCUGGAGGAUGUGUGAAGACUGAAAUAGAUGUGGGUCCCAUUGGGUGUCCUGGCCCCCUGAUCUGAGUGCUUGUGAUGAUGUACAGUUCCAGCAAGAGUGCAACAAGUAGGUGCAACCUUGAGUGAUUAGGGACGCGGAAGACUCUGGCCCCAAGAAGUGCGUCAUGGGAUUCUGAGAGGGGCUGGAGUGCUGUGAGGUUACAAGGGAUCCAGUGUGCAUGGCUGUGAGGGAGGGGUGUCCAAGGCCUGGGGUGCUCACAGUCUGCCGGGAGCACACUGAGUUCUCUGCCUGGCCUGUGAGGUGAGCAUAGCCUGAGGACACGCAAGCACAGCAUUCCUGAGCAGUCAGGUUUUCCGGCCACAACAUCCUGUGCCAGGAACCACUGGCCCCAAAGUGAGACACUGAGCGAGCCAUGGCCACUCGUGCCCACCUCUCUCUGCAUGCUCACAGCCACCAGGGCAAGAACACAAUCCCAGGCUCUGUCCUCUUUGCACGUAAGCCAGUGAUCCAGCAGUGAUGUGGUUCCAGUUCUCUCUGCCCAGAGCCCCUCCUCCUGCCUUCAGCCAGGGGAGGCUGGCAGAGGAAAUCCAGAAUCCAGAUCCAAGGAAGAGAGGAGGAGGAGGGGGAGGAGCGGGAGGCACAGGAGAAGGGGGGAGAAAAUGGCUGGCAGCUCAGUUCCCUCUGUUGCCUGGGAGUCUCAUUUUGAAGCCCUUCCUAUCCUGGGCACCUACAUUGGCUACCUUUUCCUCAACAAACAAAAAUAGUUGCACACAAACAGGUACACACAUCUGCACACACACAAUGCAGAGAAAGACCCGUGGGAACACACCAUCACACAGACCCACAUCACAUUACUGACCCUCCACCACCUUCUUGGCACAACCACUUUUCCUCUGCUCCCCAGUCCUUCCCCCACAGGCUCGCUCCUCUCCCUCAUGCCUUUCUCCAACUCCCAACUCUUCUCUCCCUCUGUCUGUCCCAAGAGAUCUGAGCUCCACUUGCCUCUACAAUCUUAAGGCUGUCAUCAGGUGGGUCCUCAGGCAGCAGGGGGAAGGGGCUGGGCAGCAUCAGUUCCCGAGUGGCCACUGCCUUCACCAGCAGGGUGGGGGAGCGUGAUGGCACAAUCACAUAGAAGGUGCUGGCAGGCUGUCUCAGGCUGGGUCCUCCACUCAGGGGCUCCCCUUUGGCCAACAGCAGCCAUUCUCUUUUCUGAAAUAAAGACAUAUAUAAAUGCUGGUUCA